This is a messenger RNA of Marchantia polymorpha subsp. ruderalis, 7108 nucleotides long. The record is from the annotation of a GenBank genome assembly. Lineage: Eukaryota; Viridiplantae; Streptophyta; Marchantiopsida; Marchantiales; Marchantiaceae.
AGAAUGCCGACCGUGAUUGGCAAAAGUGCGAUCUCGCGUGCAUGGAUGGAGACCGAGAGCAAGCGCAAAGGAGGUCUCUGACGACGGGGGCGAAAUUCACGACAGCAGCGACGGAGGCGAACAUCGAGAGAACGGAGGAUUGAGGGGGCAGGAGAGGGAGGGAGGGCGGCCAAUUCUGGCGCCGCGGGGACGAUGACAGCGGAGGGCGGAGACAUGCGCGAUCGUGGCGGGAUGAGCCGGCCACGAAUGUCGCCAGUCAAAGACGGGGUCGCGCGAGCCCAUGGAUUGCUCAGGAGUUCAAAUCAUUUCGGGCCCGGGGCGGGGCUGGCUCGCUGUGACACAUGAUCCGAGCUCGUUCGCGCGGAGUGCGAGCACAUGCUAUGCCUUCCGCCGGGGCUGGAAUCGCUCGCGGGCGCAGAAAUCCGCACGAGCUCGAUUUCCCGACGCACCUACCUCUCGGAGGGCCGCGCGAGGUCACGUGCUCGCUCACGCCAUGGCGCAGCGCCCCAUCGAACCCCACAGUGGCCCCGCUCCGCAUCAAACCGCUCACGAACCCCGACGCACUCCGACUCGCACUCACUCCCUGCCUCCCUGCCUCCCUGCCUCCCUGCAUCCCAUGCCACGAGAGCUCGUAACACCGCGAGAGCGAGAAACGAUGAAGAAGCGACGAGCCUUAUGAGCGAAGGCUGAUCGAAUCGAAUCGGCUCGGUUCUCGCCUGCCAGAGGCGCGCACGAGCGGGGCCUACCGAGCGAGUGUGUGUGCGUCUGGCUGGUCGUCUCUCCGUUGUGCCAGAUUGACGACCGGCAUGCAUCUCGACCCUUCCCAUUCGAGUGAUCGAGAGAGCGAGCGAGCGACGCAGAGAGAGAGAGAGAGAGAGAGAGAGAGAGAGAGAGAGAGAGAGAGAGAGAGAGAGAGAGAGAGAGAGAGAGAGAUUAGUUGUAGUCUAGCGUAGUUUGAAACUGUCAGUUGUUCGGAUCGAAUCUUCCGAUCUGCUCCCCACCCCCACGCUGGGGGUUAAUUGGCCGAUUAGUCGUGACAAGCGAGAGAGCAAUUUGGCGAAUUCAUGAAAUUGACGACCCGACAGGACUCGGGCCCGGACGCCAGGCGGAAGCGAUUCCUCGCUUCUGACCUCGCUGCACCGCCCAUGAGGGGAUCCAUGGCAGCUGGAGAAUGUAGGAUCAGGACGAGGACGAGGACCGAGCUCUUGGCGACGUGGUGGCUGCUGUGGGUAGUGGUUCAGGCCGCAGGUUGGAUAGCGCAGGGCGUGGAGGGAUGCUCUAUGCUCGAGAGGCAGGCACUCAUAGACCUCAAGGCUCUGGUCCCGUCCGCGUACGUGGGUCUGUUCCAAUCGUGGCAGCUCGACUCGGACUGCUGCGCGCAGAACUGGGAUUUCGUCAAGUGCGGCCCUGGGAACUCCGUCACCGUCCUCCGGCUGCCGCCGAAUUUGGGGCUCAGACUUCCCUCGAUACCAGCCUCCUUCGGGAACCUGACCAGCUUGGAAAGCCUGUCGCUGGUGGGCAAUUUCAUCUCGUCCGUGCCCGAUUCUCUGGUCGGCCUCGCGAACCUCUCGUCCGUGUCGCUGUCACGGAACCAGAUCCAGGUGUUCCCGCAGGUGUUCCUCGAGCUGACCAACUUGAGGCGCCUGGACCUCUCGUUCAACAGGCUAUGGAAUUUCACCGCCCCCUCGAGCCCAUGCCGGCUCGAGGCGCUGCUGAUGUCGUCGAAUUUCAUCAGCAGCAUCCCGGCGUCGUUCGACGGAUGGAACAAGCUCAUCGAGCUCGACCUGUCGCGCAACUACAUCACGUGGAUUCCGGACUCCGUGACCAAAUUGCCCAACCUCAAGACCCUCCUGCUGGACUACAACUCGCUGCAGACAUUGCCAUUCUCCGUGGGCAAGAUGACGAGCCUCGUGAAGCUCACCGUGUCGUCCAACAACAUCUCGGCCCUGCCGACGUCGGCCGGAGGCCUCAGCAGCCUCGCGGCUCUGAACCUGCGCGACAAUGCUCUGCACACAUUCCCCGAGAUGCUGCUGAACCUCUCGCAGCUGAGCAGACUGGACGUGUCCCACAAUCAGAUUGACUCUCUGCCGGCGUCGUCGUGGGACACGGUGGCGCCGUCGCUGAGGAUGCUGCUACUGUCGUGGAAUUCGCUCUCGGCGCUGCCCGACGCCUUCGGCGUCCUGCACUUGACGGAUCUGUACCUCGACAACAACCAAUUCCAGGUCUUCCCGUCGAAUUUGCCCCCAGUGCGGCACCUGGACCUAUCCUCAAACCAACUCGUCGACGCGAAUUCGGAGACGCGACCGACUCUGGGCUGCGAGUCCCUCAACCUCGCGGACAAUCAGUUCAGCAGAAUUCCCGUUAAUCUCAUUCAGGACGAGCCCGAAUUGCAGAGCUUGGACGUGUCGUGGAAUCGAAUCACGGACUUCGACCCGACGCUGGGACUCAUCAACAGCACGCGAUUCCGGGAGCUCAUUCUGUCCAACAACUUGCUGCAGGGCAGCGUUCCCCCGUCCUGGAGCCAUCUGAACGACGUGGGCGACGUUGGCCUGGACACCAUCAUCCUCGACAACAAUGCCGGGCUGCGCGUCAGCGUGCUCGACGACAUCGCUAACAUUCUGCCGGACACGAGGGUCAUCUCCUUCGAGAGCUGCAAUCUGACGGGAGAAAUCCCGCCGGGCAUCUCCAAGCUCGCGAAGCUCGAGAUGCUGUACCUGGGGAACAACCUGCUGACGGGCGCCAUCCCGGCGGUCUUCGCCGGCUCGUUCCCUCUGCUCAGCGAGCUCAACCUGUCGCGGAACCAUCUCACGGGCUCCAUCCCCAGCAUCGCCUUCAACGACACGACCGUCGGCGUCAGCGUUCUCGAUCUCUCCUACAACAGCCUCUCGUCCGCGCUGCCCUCGACGGUGGCCGACAUCACGCUGCUGUCGCACAACAAUCUCUAUGGCGGCAUUCCAUGGUCGUGGGAGCCAUUGCAAAUCAGAGCUCUGGAUCUAUCCUACAACUCCCUCAGCGGGACGAUCCCGGGAUUCUUCGGGUCCAUGGCCACUCUCCGCUACCUCUCCUUGGCGUACAAUUACUUCAGCGGUGUGCUCCCGCCAGAGCUCGGAAACUGUCCGUCCCUGGAGCACCUGGCGCUGACGAACAACAAGCUCGAGGGCCAGAUUCCGCCCUCGUUCGGCCAGAAUUUCGGGCUCAGCCUGCGGACGCUGUCACUGUCGAACAAUCGGUUCUGGGGCCCCAUUCCGGACUCGAUCGGAAACUGCUCGUCGCUGCAGGUGCUGGAUCUGUCAAGGAAUUAUCUGAAUGGGAGCCUGCCAUCGAGCCUGGACCUGGACAGCCUCGCGGACUCGCUGAUCGUUCUCACGGUGGCGCACAACAGCCUGUCCGGGGAAUUUCCGCUCUGGGUCACCAUCCUGCGCUCGCUCAAGGUGCUCGAUUUGUCGUACAAUUACUUCUGGGGCUACAUUCCGCCGGAGCUCGGGAACCUCGACGGGCUCGUCCAGCCGAGCGGCGCGAGCGCGCCCAUGUCGCGGGACCGGCUGUACGAGAUGGCAGCUGUGCAGCUGACGGACGGCAAGGCGCGAGAUCUCUCGCUGGGGAACGCGCUGGCGUUCGUGACGGCGACCAUCGACCUCAGCUCGAACCACUUCAUGGGCGGCAUCCCCCCGCAGGUCGGCGACCUGACGGGCCUCGUGUUCCUGGGCGUGGCGAAGAAUCUGCUGAACGGGACCAUCCCGCCGAGCAUCGGCAACCUGACGCAGCUCCAGGGCCUGGACCUCUCGCUGAACGAGCUCUCAGGCCAGAUCCCGAGCGAGCUCUCGGCCCUGACGGCGCUCACCUUCUUCAAUGUGUCGAACAAUGUGCUCUCGGGCCGGCUGCCCACAGGGGCGCAGUUCAGCUCGCUCCCGCCGACCUCGUUUCUCAACAACCCGGCGCUCUGCGGCGCCCCGCUCGCGCCUUGCAAGCCCGUGACGACGCCAGUGGCGCCGCCGCUCCUCGGAGGCCGGUGCGAUGGGUGGCGGUGUCACCAGAUUCUGCUGGUGUGCCUGGCGGUGGCGGGGGUCGUGUUCGCGAUGCUGGUGGCCGGGGCGAUGAUCUGCUUCUGCGUGGGGCGCAAGGCGCCGGUGGUGAUCUUCGGGUGCGAUCUGGAGGAGCGGCUGAUGAUCACGGCGAAGGAGCUGGAGGCGGCGACGUCGGACGAGCGGAACAUCGUCGGGCGUGGAUCCGGGAGCACGGUGUACCGAGUGCGCGUGCCCGAGGGCAAGGUGACGGUGGUGGCGGCCAAGAAGCUGGAGAUGGGGCUGGACGAGCGCAACGACAAGAAGGGGCAGUGGCGCAUGAUCCGAGAGAUGGAGGCGCUGGGGUCGCUGCGCCAUCGGAACCUGGUGCGCAUCAUGGGCGUGUGCUACUCGAGCAUGAAGUGCCUGCUCGUCGAGUACGUGUCGAAUGGCAGCCUGCACGACCAUCUGCACGAGGUGGAGAACGGCAAGUGCGAAAUGCCGCUCGAGGCGCGGCUCAAAAUUACCACGGGCGUGGCGGACGCGCUGGCCUUCUUGCACCACGAGUUCGAGACCCCGAUCCUGCACCUCGACAUCAAGCCCAGCAACAUCCUCCUGGACGACGACUUCAACCCCAAAGUCACCGACUUCAGCAUCGCCAAAUUCGUCAACCCCCGCAGCAAUGCCGAGUACGGCGAGUCCACCGCCCUCUCCGUCGUCGGCACCGCCGGCUACAUGGCCCCAGAAUAUGGGACGCUGUCCAGGGUGUCGACGAAGGGCGACGUGUACAGCUUCGGAGUGGUGCUGCUGGAGUUGUUCACGGGCAAGUCGCCGACGGACAGCUCGUUCGACGAGGACAAGACUUUGCGGAAGUGGGUGAUGAACGCGUGCACUUCGCCGGACUGCGACGACAUUCUGGACGUGAUCGACCAUUUCCUGCUGAAUCAGAAGGCGUGCUCCAAAGAGCACCCGGUGAAAUCUAACAGCAGUCCAGGAUUUCCGUCGUCCGGUACUCCGAGCCCCACGAACCCGUUCCCUCACUCGGGCCAACCGAGUCCCACGACGAAGAAGGUGCGCUUCGGCGAGGAGAAUCAGAUGAAGCAGGUGCAGUUGGUCCUGGAAGUGGCCCUCCUCUGCACGCACGACGACCCCGACAAGCGACCCACCAUGGAGCAAGUCCGCGACAGGCUUCACCACAUCAGAGAGAACCAUGGCGUCGAGCGUGCGUGGCCCUCGAUCGACCAGUUCAGCAAGUGCAAAACCAACAACGUCGUGACCUUCCACGGCCACUCCGAUUCAGAUUCUAGCUUCUGAACAACCAGGUUGCGCUAAUUUGUCGAGCUGAGCCUAGCGAAAGGAAGGAGGGGAGGGAAGGGGGUCACUAAUAGGCAUGAUGACAUCAACUCUUUCGGCCAAGGAGUUCGAAGAGGGACCAGUAGAACUCCGACUGGGGGACCGUGCACCAUCGAGUUCUGAACGGGGCUUUGGUUAUCGCGGUGUCCAACUUAAACUCGAGGUUGCUCUCUAAGCAUUCGGUCAACCAAUCAAACCAAUCCAAUCCAAUCCAGUCCAGCCCAACCAAUCGGUCGGUCGAUCGGUCGAUCGGUCGGUCAGUCGAUGGAUGGAUCGGUCGAUCAGGGUCAUGUUGCGGAUGCACGACUGUGUGGUCUCGUCUAAGCUCGUCUCGUCAUUGCGGCAGCUCCGAAUCGAUCAUUUUCUUUGCGUGAAGGACGUGUUUGAGGGAGUUAUAGUGAGUCGGUCAUUCCACCAACCAACGGAUAGUUCGCUCGGUCCAUGACCACGACCGUGAUGGAAGAUGGAUGGCCGAUCUAGAGACAAUUGCGAUGAUCCAGAUGCACACGAUUGCCGUGAGAUCAUGAAGGACAUUCAUUCAUUCAUUCAUUUACGGGAGGACACAACUUCCGACCAUCGUCUGCUGGCAAUUUCGAUCGAUGAUAGAAAUUCAUGUUUGCCAGCGGAAGUAGGGAAACGAACAGUCAGUAGUAGCUUAUUAUUCAUGCUAUCAUGAUGCUUCAAGCUUUGUCGUGGUGGAAAUAAGGCAGCAGAGGAGCGAAGGUUGAAUUCGUGCUAUGGCCUCGUGCAGUUGAGGUUUUCAAACCAGUAGUAUACACACUCAGUCGCACAUGUAGCUAGCAAUUCAUCGACUUUGGCGCUUUUUCUCACAUUUUCAUGGAGUAAAUGCCGAAUUAUCGGAAACUCAGGAAAGAAACUCUUUGCCACAGUGAUAAGGACUACGACCAUCAUCUCCAUCUGAAAUAUGAAACAAUUUUCAGUCCUUGUACUGAAACUGUCUGCAGUGGAUCCGUCCAUCGAAGAACUAGUCGGAGCCACCUUCUGCUGGAUUCUUUCUCUCAGUCCUCGAUUGCUUCAUUUUCAUAGCCAUAACCCAAUCACACACCUCCGAGCUUCCUUCAUUGAACACAGUCCAUGGUACUAGACGUCUGACAAGCUUGCAGCCACCUCUUACUAUAGCCCGCUGCUCAGAAUUAGCAGACAGCAGGAAAAAACAGAACUCCAGUGCUCGGCGGAAAGGGGACGACAGAGCGAGCACUAGAGCUUUAGUCAUGAACAUGUAUAACACAUCUCAAUUAGGACAUUAGGCAAGGAGAAGAUGAUAAGGCCCCUGAGGAUGAGAUUCGUGCGCUUUAAAUGCAAUUUCUGACAUUCGAAGAAAUCAAGGAGAAUAUCAUGAGCGCUCAGUCUGUGGGCACCAGUAAUCAGUCGUGACAACACUCGAGAGAUGUAACAUGUAGCUUGUGCUGGCAUGAAUGAAUGAGGGUCAGCCUUUGGAAAGACAGUCAAAUUUUAAAAAUGCGCAUUCUGAAUUCUCGAGCCAAAAACGCUACCAGCGACGAUGCGGCCAACUGAAGGGUUGCGAUCAUUGCUCUGCUUCCGGACUGAAGCGAAUUCGAUAACCCCGAAGAGUCGACCACGUCCCAUUGAAGAGCACCCCACAAAGCCACGACUCCAGGACGAGCGCCUGAAGUCUGCCAUCCAUGGAAGAAAGCUGAGGCCACCCGAAAUAUGGAGAUCCUAGAAGCUCGGAGGGGAUCGAGGAUCGAUCGAGAACACUUAUAUGGAAAGCA